AUGUCUUCUCUGUUUUCAAUUGGUGAAGAUGAGUUGGAUCUGGACGACGAGGUGAGCUUAAGUUGAGCAUAUAUACAGUAUGUUGCCCAGUAUCCGGACACUUCAGUUUAAGAUUGCAGUAACUUUCCUUUGUUAAUCGUAAAAGCUCUGAAAUUUGGCCCAGAGAAAAUCUGUCUAGUCCUUAAUAUGACGAAAGACAGUUUAACUUUUUUGCCUUUGUUUCCAUCGCGAAAUUAAUAUUUUUGCAGAGCUCCUAUGUUGCCCAGUAUCCGGACAGCUGGCCCAGUAUCCGGACACAACAAUAACAACGUAACUGUACAUAAAUUUUGACAGGCAAGCGACUUAUAAGCUUCUCUUGCACUUGCAAAGUAGUCUGGCAAUCGAUUCCAAAAAUAUAACCUAGCAUCGUGAAAUAAAACAUAACAUAUGACUGGGGUAUGGUGGGGAACGCGAACGGCUGUUUUAAAAAAUUUAAUGGUAUAAUUCUUACUUCCUUGUCUAGGAACUUUUCACUGAUUUAAGGAAGGCAUCCGUGGACAUGCUGAAGCCGCAGUUUGCAAGCUCAAUUAGCCAAUCUGCAAACGACUUUCUUUCUUUCUUCAUUUUUUAUUUUAAAAAAAGCUUGGGGAAGGGACCUCAACCCGACGGUCAAAGGUCACUCUCCUAUUUAGUCUGACCUGCAGUGUUGAUUUCUUCAUGCUCAGUCCCCACAAUAAGCCUGCUUUUCUAGCACUAAUUCCUCCUUCUUUCACAUCUCUCAAUCCCUUUGUGACAUUUUUCAGACCGUUGCAACCCCAUUCUAGCAGUCACAACUCAGGAAAGUAUGAGAAUUCCAGGUUCAACUCAGACGCUUUCAGUUAUAUUUAGAAAAUGCAGUCACGCGAAACAAGCCGUGCACACGAAAUCAAGUCGGCCUCUGAAUGAGUGAACAAAAAAUUUCCAUACGGAGUUGAGUAGAAUUACAUUUUACGACUAUGUCAUAUAUCCUAAGCUUUAAUCAUAGUUACUGAUAUGAAAUAAAUCUUAUCCGGAUAAUGUACACAGCUAAUUCAUCGAUUCUGUAAAGCAAAGAAAAAACUGUCCGGAUACUGGGCACAUGACAUCAAAACUUAGUGAAUGUUUCUGGCCUCCCUUAUUCCAAACAAAUCGAAUUUCAAGAAGAAUUAAUAAACUUUCUGAAAACCUGACUUCCUUAAGUAUCUUCACUUUAAAAAUAAAACAGUUUCUUUGAAAAUAUCACACAUUACCCUCCCUUUUCUGAGCAGCACUAAUUUUACUGCGCAGUAAACAGCUAAAAUAUUAGCCAUGAAAAGUUUACUCACCUGAACAGAACGGCGUCUUCCUCAACUGUUUCGCAAGCUUUCAAAUCGCCAAAACUUUCAUCUUAAAGCUGAAUUGUUCAGCUUUCAUUCGAAAUACUUCGUUUACCGAGAACUGAAAAGGGCACCUCAAAAAUUGAGUUUUUGUUUCAAGUGUCCGGAUACUGGUACCGUCCGGAUACUGGGCAACAUACUGUAUUGCAGGUUAAUUUUUGUCUAAUCAGUUCUAAGAUAGUUUCUCUUAGUAUAUAUGUUGUAGUUAAUUUUUUAUCUCAGGUAAUUUUUGUUUUUCUUUUGUUUUUGGGUAUGGUAAUGUAUGCUAAUGAAAUUGAAACAAAAGAAAAAUAAAAAAUACCUGAGAUAAAAAGAGCAUUAUUAAUGAAGAGACACCUGUGAAUAAAGUUUGAUUAUUUGUUGUUGUUGUUGUGCGCGAUGGCCAUGUUGGAGGAGUAAAACAAUAAAACGAUUUUCCUUAGGGAAAAAGUUCCAUUUUCAUGCUAUUAGUUUUUUAUUGCUUACUUCUACAUUGUAUACAACAUGACCACCGUGCACAGACUCUAUUGUUUGAUCUCAGAUCAGGAGGCACUGGUGGAGGCUAUGCUCAAACAGUGCCCAGUGCCUCCUUGUGACUUUUUUCAGUGGUUACAUGUGCCUGUGUCCUUGCUCAACCAUCUUCGUUUUUUGCAUUUAGAAACUUACAAUGCCGGGACCUUUGGCCAGCUGAAAUUCAUACUUAAGAACUUUUAGGCCACCUACAUGAACAAUGCUUCUCAGAGUAGGACCUUGUAUUAAACUAUCUAUUUUAGCAUGAGCUUAUACAUGUAUGUAUUUUUUGUUUUUGUUUUGGAUUUUUAAAAGGAUUGCUUACUGGCAGCAUGUGGCAUAGGCUCUUCAACUGAUAGAGUAGUAGAAGAUUCCAAGAGUAAUUCAGUUACUGGUUUGAACCAAUCAAGCUUUACAAGGCAGCUCUUGAGAACUAAAGAAGUAGAAAAACAACAAAAGGGUUAUGAAAGACGGCCUUUUGAAUCCAUUUUUAACAAAAGCAAAAGUGAAAGGACCUCUGACCUUAAAAGGUCUUCAGAGCAAAUACAGAGGAGUUCCUCUUUUAAAAACUGUCCAAACAACAACUCAACUUCACAUCUGUCAACUAGUACACUGAAUAUUCCGUUUACCAAGCGAUUUGCUAUUGAUCCACACCAGACUUUGCUAAAACCAACUGCAUGUAAUUCUCCAAGAGGCAACGUGCCUUGUUCAUCUUCCACACUAAACUCAACAGACCAUUCAUGUCUUACAACACAUUCUUGUGAUAAUUCUUCACCAGUUCAGAGGAACUCAAUUGCUGGUGUUUCAAAAAUACAUGGACUGCAACAAUAUAGCUUUAGACCUUCAAGUUCAAGCAACAGAGUGCAUCACUCAGUAGACAGUGCCUCAUCCUCAUCUGGAAGCGAUCCUACAUAUUCAUCAACACCUUUACUGAGAAAAGAAUUUUCUGGGUUGCAAAAGGUUUCAUCCAAUUGUAGCAAGGUAUUAAGCAGUUCAAAAGGUGCAGCUAAUUCUGCAUUGUUACAAACAAAAAAACAUUCGACAGGAACACUAGUGGCUGGAAUUCCAACUGGAGAUCUUUCCAAUAUAAAAGGCAGCACACCUACCACCUCCUAUAGUGAAAGAAAAAGACAGUCUACUACAAACGCCUUUAAUAAACAUAACAUUGGACCAAGGGAGUUUGAAAGCCCUAGAGUGUCCAGGCAGAGUUCUAUUACAAGUCCUAGGACACCACAGGCUUACCAAGCUGUUACUCCGCUUAGCAGCAAAACACCAAUUUCAAGGAAGUUUCCUGGUCCUGCUGGGCUGCUGCCUAAACUGGUGAGUAAGAAAUGUUUUUGUUAACGCUAAGGGUCUCAAGUAAAAGAAAAAAUUCACUGAGUUAUGUUUUAAAAUAGAUAAAAUGUUACUAAUUAUUUGAAUGUAUUGUCAACUUUCAUGUAAGGACGACAAACUAUAUUGUUGUUUGGUUUACUGCAGAGUCCUGGUCAAAACCUUGAUGAUUCUUCUUUUGCAUCUCCACUACCAACUACAAAAAAACCAUCAACAGUUCAGAGUAAAGUACAUAAUGAUAUUUUAUUUUAUAUUUCUAUAAGAUUGCAAGAUUUAGUAUGCUUUUUUGUAAUAGUAUAGUCAUGUGGCACAAGUAAAGUGAUGCUUUUCAGUUGGUUUUGAUCACAGUUGAACCUCUGUUUCAUUGGUUAAGUACAGUGAGCAAUUAUUGUUUUGCCCACUGUGACUCGAUAACAAAUUGCUAAAUCGAGGGACAUGGCAGCUUAAAAGAACACCGGGCUAAUGUGUUGUAGAGCUAGCACCAUUGUUGCAUGUAAAAUAAUUAUUCCACAAGAUUGAUAUACUGUUCUUCUCCUUCACAGGUUUCUCAGUCAAGUACAUCAGAAGAUGAUGAUUUUAAUCGAGAUCCAUGGACUUGUAUGUAUCAGGAAUUCCUCAAAAGUAAGUUUAUAUGUGAUCUCGUUUGCAACUUUGUACAUGUACAGUGUAUGUCUAUUUUCACUGUAAAAAUCCAGCUAUGUGCCUUUUCUCUUCACCUAGGACCUUCAACUACAUAAUUUAUACAUCUGUAAAUUGUCAGCGCUAUAUUGGCAAUUUUCUUUAGUUUUCAUCCAUUUUCUCUCCCCUGUUGUUCUUUGAUGUAGAGUCUGUUUGAGUUUUACUGUACUGCCUGAAAUAAUUACAUUUAUAUAUAGUCCAUUAUUUCACCACUUUAGUUCCCAUAGGUGUCAGGUCCAGAGGGACGGGGGGUAAGAGCUGGAAGCAGACUUAUUUCUUUGGGGGAAGGACAAGGAAUUAGAUUUGUUCUUCAUGCAUUGUUUUAUGCAAUAAUUUUGUGACUGCUGAUAUGUCUGUAACUAACUGAAAGAGAAAAAGCCGUGAUCAUAUUAACAUUUUUUGCUGCAGAUGUUCCGUUGACAAUGAGGUAUACCAUAAUCAGAGCACAUUCAGAGGUACAAUUAUUUUGUAUGUUUAUACAUCUACAGGACUGGUGCCAAUGCAUUUACUGUUAGCUCUCACCUUGUGGUACAGUAAAACCCUGUGUAUAAGAACCUGGGUUUUAAGAACCUGUUAGGCUAAAAUUUUCAUUUUAAGCCCCCUCCACAUAAGAACCUAUUAAGGCUAAAAUUUUAAGUUCUUAUUGGUGGAACUGGUUGUGAAUGUAUUGUCUUUGUCCCAAGAUUUUCUUGGUAUCAACUUUGAAAUGGCAUUUCAGAGAACUGACUAUGAGUUUGUCUGUUAUGGUUUGUUAAGGACAUACCUGCACUGUACUGCCUUUAGGCAUUACUGUAUGGUAUAAAUGAUUUAUGACAUGAUAUUUAUAAUAUAUUUAAAUGAAAUUCAUAUGAAAAUAUAAGAACCUAUUUUAAGAACCUUAGUAGUCUAAAUCUGCUUUAAUUACCAUUUUAUAUAAGGACCUGUUAAGGCUAAAUUAAAAAAUCCAGGUUUUUAUACGCAGGGUUUUACUGUACCCUCUGAUAUAUGUAUUAUGAAAUUAAACAGCAGCCAAAUGCCUGCUGUAAACUGUAUACUUUUGACUGAACUAGGCUUCUGUUAUUACACUUUCACAAUAACAGAGUUACAUAAAAAUUAGAUCUACAGACACAUUUUUCAGUCAUGACAGCACAAAAUGCCAGUAUCUGUUAAGAAGAGUUUUUUCAGGACAGUACUCACCUGGACAACCAUGUUCAGUAUUUACACAUUGUACAUGUAUGUAUGGACAUGCACUUGGACAGAUUCACAUUGGACAUUUCCUACUUUACAUGUAUUUAAUAGGCAUCAUUGUAUUAUAACUGAACAAGAAUUUUCAUUUAAUCCGGUAGGCUAUUCAGCAAACACUAGAUCAUGGUAAAGUGCCAUGUCUGUGUGCUCUUGUUAAAGCCUUUUCACUCAAAGAAGCAGAUGCUAGUGUUUUGCUCAAGGAUCCUACAGGUAUGAUAAACAGGGGCAAAGUUGACAUCCAGUCAGGAUAACUUGGAGAUAUAAAAACAUCCCCCAUUUAAUUGAUUUUAAAUAUAACUGGCAAUUAUUGCAGAUAUUAGGCCGGUUAUGAUGAUAUCAUGAAGAAUUAUUCAGAUCGAAGAGGAUACUGUACUAACCAACAAGCCGUUGAUAAUGCUCUCUCAGAUCUUUAAACAUUCUUCAUAUUCUAUUUUUGAUUCAAAAUAUUGCCAAGGAAAAUUAAUCCCGUUUAUGGAUUUGCCUUUUCCUGGGAAGUUUCAGGAUUUAGCAAAGUUUAGUCUUGCCAAUAUUCUUAAAAAGCAGUUGUAAUCUGUCAAGUGGUAUUUAUGCUAUUUUUGCAGCUACAUUGUAAGUUUCAUGGCAGUAUUUAUUUUUCUAAAGUUACCAUGCAAUUUUCUCCAAUUUUCAAUCAAAUUUUCAAUUUUCUGAAGUUUGUUUACUUCAAACAAGAUAAAGGUAAUGUAAUAUUUGUUUAUGUAAAUUACUGUCUGUUGUGUGUUCUGCUGUUUUUUGAGUGAAUUUAUUUUGUUUACCAGGUGAGAUUCAUGGAACGCUGCAUCGCAAAGUUCUGGAAGAUUAUCAAACUGAUUUGGCUCCCGGGGCAGGACUGAUACUGAAACAUGUAAGUACCAUCAAGUUAACCACAAAGAGGAGCUAUAAAUUUAGGACUUACAUGUUCAUUUAUCUAGCAUGAUUAUUAAAAGGGAGGACAAGUUGACCUUCAGAACGUUUUUAAAGCAGUUAAUGGUAUUUGUGUAAUGUAAUUAUUUUAGUUAGCCUUGCAACAGUCUCUCAACUUUGCCCUCAUUUUGUCAAGGCAAACACGUCACAACACUUUCAUUUAUGUCUUAAAUGUUACUUGUAUAUGUUCAAGGUUAGCAGUACAGUAGCAUAGAUGUGUGGAUACACACAUCAAAUUAUCAUAAUAAAAUAAUAAUUUAGACAGUUCCCAGUGGUGGUUAAUUCCUAAAGGCCAAGUAUUUUAUCAAUUGUAUAGUUUGCAUAGCCUGGCCUUGUAAAAUAAUAAAGCUCUAGUAAAUAAAAUAAUACUCUGUAAAUAAAGCCAUUUACAUCAAUCUCUUCAGUCUUUUAUCAUAACUAAUAGUUAUAAUAACAACGGUAGUAAUUUUAAAAAAAAAAUUAUAAGAAGUCUGGUGAAACAUGAGUAAUCUUUCAAAUAAAUGUAACCAAGGUCUACGCCUCUCUCCCCUCCCCCCUUCUUAACUGACUACUUCUACAGCCAUACCAUCUUGUUUGGCAAUUUUAUGUCUACAGAGUGAAGGAUUUAUUCAGUUUCGCCAAACUGUUUAAUUGUUUAAUUUUCCAGGUGUCAGUGUUUAGUCCAGCUCCACGGAAACAUUACUUGAACAUCACCCCAGGCAACAUUCUCCAGAUCUACCCUGCCGACCCUCAGAAUAUCAUCAACAGUCAACCUUUGGUAAGAAUUACACACAUCCCUGCAGCUAGCUGUACAGCUAUGCAUACAUGGGUGUAAGACGUUGAGAACCUACAUCUAUACAACCCAUUUGGACGUCAACACCCACUAACCGCCCAUGUGGAACCAGAUCCCCUGUACCACGGUUGAGUGGUCUGCUCGUCAGACUCGUCAUCCGCGUGGUACCGGAUUCGUGUCCCGCUCAGGCCGCUCGCUGGAUUUGUUCUUGGUCGUCCCGAAUUCAAACCUUCGGCCACCCUUGUAAAAUAGCCAACUGGUUGCCUCCUGCCAGUUGGGAUUUUUAAUCCUGUUAUGUUUCAUUUGGAUUCGUUGUUUCUAAUAUUUUUAGUGGAGUGUCUGUAAACUAGCUGGGAAAGCUAUGUUCACUUCCACUAGAAACAAACCUUUUCCUUCUUAUGACUUCAUAAUUAUUAACGCAUCGACCCUGAGAAAAACGCAAAAAGUCAUUUACAUUUGACCAGAAAAUUCCUAUGAAAAUAGUAUUCUUCUACCCAAAAUGUCCUUCAAAAUUUGUUACGAUGCACAGGUUUUGCGCGGAAAUCUUCUCUAGCCGGAAGAAUCCUUCAGUAAAUGCCCAGGCAAAGGAAAAGAAACAACGGGGAAAAACCGAAGGAUAAAAUCGUGGGGGCAGCCGGAAUUAUGAUCUUUACAUAGACGUUCUUUACUUUUCGAGCACACCCUCAAUUUUUUUUUUUUCAAGGCAUCACAGUGUACUCAAGUGGACAGAAAGCAGAUGGAGCACAGGUAUCUUAUAAACAGUGAAAAUUUUAUUGUCUUUUUAAUAUACAUUCCAGUGCUUAACCAAUACAACCUCGUCCCCAGGUUCUCUCCCCUACCCUUAGGGACGGGUAGGAGAGAGAACCUGGGAACGAGGUUGUAAACCAACCUUUGUUGUUAUCGACUAGGCUUCAUGCAAUCAGCCUGGGAGAGAACUCACCAUUUUUUUUUGUUGUUGUUUGUUUUUUACCCUUCAAUUCGUUCUACCUUUAGUUGAAAUAAUAUUCAUCUUAUUCUUUUUUUGUUUGUUUGUUUUGCUAGGCCAGUGAGUGAAAGUGGUGUUGCUAUAGAAGCUGUGGACCUCACAGCUUGUCCGAGUGAAGAAUCUACUGAAGAGGCCGAGCUAUGGAAUCAGAAAGGUAAAACGUCCGACUGCAACCCUUACAUGUAUGACAAUGUACAUGUAGCUUAAAAAACUCAGGAACUCGGUGAUAGCUUGCAAAACAUGUCUCAACUGGGCGCUUGAAAUUCAGCGAAGAACUUGCGUUAGUUUAGUUUUUCUUACUUCACAUUCUUAACUUUCAGUGGGCUCAUUUGUGCAUCAAGGGCAAAAUUUUCAGAUUCUUUUUUUAUGUAGCUAGAGAGCUUUCUAUUUCAUCAUACUCAUUUUUUGCACUGUCACUAACGUUUGCAGAAUUAAAAUCCUGGUCAUUAAAUGUUUCCAAGCUGCAGCCUAAUCAAUUUUGUUCGCCCUUUUCUUCAUGUAUGUGGUGUGUAUCUAUCUCCAGAGCAUCAGCGCAUUGAAGUAAAACUUCUCUAUGUUCUAGUUUGUAGAUCCAGUAGUCGAACUUAACACUAGAUAUUCCAGAAGAAAGUGCUGCUGACGCUCGGAAAAGAAAUCAGCCAGUUUCAGAUGACUGACGUGAAGACACUUUCUACACACACUGUAAAAACUUUAAUCUUGUCUUUCUUUUUUUUUUUCCUCAGACUGUUUCGAGGAUUUGUUGGAAGGACUGGACGAUGA
Messenger RNA from Porites lobata, 8533 nucleotides. NCBI's taxonomy places the organism in Eukaryota, Metazoa, Cnidaria, Anthozoa, Scleractinia, Poritidae. The record is from the annotation of a GenBank genome assembly.